This is a messenger RNA of Telopea speciosissima, 1314 nucleotides long. RefSeq names its product 1-aminocyclopropane-1-carboxylate synthase 7-like. The record is from RefSeq and is a predicted model, not a curated record. Lineage: Eukaryota; Viridiplantae; Streptophyta; Magnoliopsida; Proteales; Proteaceae. Gene Ontology annotation, biological process: amino acid metabolic process; biosynthetic process. Bases 1 to 1314 code for a protein of 437 amino acids. The transcript is spliced from 4 exons. Gene Ontology annotation, molecular function: transaminase activity; pyridoxal phosphate binding.
AUGGCUAUUGAGAUUGAUCAGAAACCUCCUGUUAGGCUUUCAAGAGUUGCAAUUUCAGAAACUCAUGGAGAAGACUCCCCAUACUUUGCAGGAUGGAAGGCAUACGAUGAAAAUCCUUAUGACGAAGUAAAUAAUCCUUCGGGAGUUAUACAGAUGGGACUUGCAGAAAAUCAAGUUUCCUUUGAUUUACUAGAAGAGUACUUGGAGCAGCAUUUAGAAGCAUCUACCUGGGGAAAUGGGAUCUCUAGCUUUAGGGAGAAUGCUUUGUUUCAAGAUUACCAUGGCCUCAAAGCUUUCAGAAAGGCAAUGGCAAGUUUCAUGGAGCAGAUAAGAGGAGGAAGAGUGAAAUUUGAUCCCGAUCGAAUAGUUCUCACUGCAGGAGCAACUGCAGCUAAUGAACUAUUAGCUUUCAUCUUAGCAGACCCUGGUGAUGCUUUGCUUGUUCCAACUCCAUAUUAUCCAGGAUUUGACAGAGAUCUCAGGUGGAGAACUGGUGUCAAGAUUGUACCAGUUCACUGUAACAGCUCAAACAACUUUCAAGUUACUACUGAAGCUUUAGAAGAUGCAUACAGUAAAGCACAAGCUAUGAACAUUAAGGUCAGAGGACUUUUGAUGACAAACCCAUCAAACCCAUUAGGUGCCACAGUUCAAAGAUCAGUCCUCGAAGAGAUUCUCGAGUUCGCUACAAGAAAAAACAUCCACCUUGUAUCAGAUGAAAUCUACUCUGGCUCUGUCUUCUCCUCCACUGAAUUCACAAGCAUUGCAGAAAUCCUUGAGGCUCAGAAAUACAGAAAUGCAGAGAGAGUUCACAUUGUGUACAGUCUAUCUAAAGAUCUAGGCCUUCCUGGUUUCAGAAUUGGAACUAUAUAUUCGUAUAACGAUCAGGUCGUAACGACUGCAAGAAGAAUGUCGAGCUUCAGUUUAGUUUCUUCUCAAACACAGAAUCUCUUAGCUUCAAUGCUAUCAGAUACUAAAUUUACAGAGAAUUACAUAAAAACUAACAGAGAGAGGCUGAGGAAGAGAUAUGAAUUGAUCAUAGAAGGCUUGAGGAAAGCUGGCAUUGAAUGUUUGAAAGGGAAUGGAGGAUUGUUUUGCUGGAUGAAUUUAAGUCCAUUUUUGGAGAAACCCACAACAAAAGGAGAAUUGGAUAUGUGGAAUUCAAUAGUUCAGGUAGCAAAGCUGAAUAUAUCACCAGGAUCUUCAUGCCAUUGUUCUGAACCAGGUUGGUUUAGGGUGUGUUUUGCUAACAUGAGUGAGCAAACACUAGAAAUUGCAAUGAAGAGAAUAAAUGAUUUCAUGGAGAAAAGAAAUUAA